GUCACUCAGGAGCAGCUGCAUGUGCUGGAGCAGUUUUUGGCUGCUGAUUUGCCUGUGCAGCUGCUCUCUCAGAUGACAACUCUGGACUUCGAAGUUCGGAAGGAUGUCAUGAACGUUUGCUGUGCCCUCCUUUGGCCGGACCUGCCCGAAGAGGUGGCUGCCCAGGUCAUGGAGUAUGUCCGGUUUCACCCAACUCUCUUCAACAAGUUGAUGGACAGCUAUGCCAACGAGGAG
Molecule: messenger RNA, 234 nt
Organism: Cladocopium goreaui
Lineage: Eukaryota; Dinophyceae; Suessiales; Symbiodiniaceae
Source: the annotation of a GenBank genome assembly